This is a messenger RNA of Emericellopsis atlantica, 1536 nucleotides long. Its product is annotated as aspartate aminotransferase. The coding region runs from base 229 to 1434 and encodes 401 amino acids. Gene Ontology annotation, biological process: biosynthetic process. Lineage: Eukaryota; Fungi; Ascomycota; Sordariomycetes; Hypocreales; Bionectriaceae. Gene Ontology annotation, molecular function: pyridoxal phosphate binding. The transcript has 2 exons. The record is from RefSeq and is a predicted model, not a curated record.
GUUCCUAGCAGCGUUAUUCUUCAGCUGCUUCAAUAGUGUGGGGAAGUCAUCCGCGCCCUACGAGGUCACGAUAAGAAGCGACUCCGCGCAUGUCGUAGCACCAACCCCCAAUCAUACUGUCCUCCUCUACAGAGCCACAUCAUUCAAAGCGGGAUCUCAAAAAAACUGUCCUGAAAUCCUACUGUCUCCUUCCAUCGGCUCAAUUCCUUGCCCAUCGCUGCUCUCACCAUGGUUCGCAUCAGUCCCUUCAAGGUGGAGGAGUGGAUGGAUCGUCUCGAGACAACGCCAGGCGUCCUCAACAUCGCCGAAACAUGCUGCGAAUCGGUCUCCGUUGAGGAUCUGUAUAAACUCGCGGACGGAGACUCACGUCCCCCGCCCCUGGACCUCACCUCCCGAAAGCUCACAUACGGUCACAUAGAGGGCUCACCCGACACGAGGCAGAAGAUUGCCGAUCUGUACAAGGACGGCAGCUCCCCAGAUCUAAAGUUGGACGACGUUCUCGUGACGCAAGGUGCCAUUGGCGCCAAUUUUCUGACGCUGUAUGCCCUCAUCGGCGCCGGGGACCAUGUCAUCUGCGUCCAUCCUACCUACGAGCAGCUUUACGAGGUGCCCAGAAGUAUCGGCGCCGAUGUCACGCUCUGGCGUUUGGAAGAGAAGGACUCAUAUAUCCCGAAUCCCACGCACCUAGAGUCUUUGGUACGGGAUAACUCAAAGAUGAUCAUCAUCAACAACCCCAACAACCCCUUUGGGACGACGAUUCCAAAGAGUGUACUCACCCAAAUCAUAGAUUUCGCCAGACCACGCGGUCUAAUCGUGAUGGCUGACGAGGUCUAUCGCCCCCUCUUCCAUAGCCUGCCCGAGCACGAGCCAAGCCCCCCUUCUAUUCUUUCUCUAGGCUACGACAAGACCAUCUCCACAUCCUCCAUGUCCAAGGCGUGGUCCCUGGCCGGUAUCCGAUUUGGUUGGAUCGCCACACGGGACGAGGAGAUCAUGACAGCCAUCAAGAGCGCUAGGAAUUACACCACGAUAUCCGUCUCUCAGUUGGACGACCAGAUCGCCGGGCUCGCUCUGUCUGCGGCCGUGCGGCCGAAUCUUCUCAGACGGAACAUCAAGCUAGCGCAGAACAACAUCGCACUGCUCGAGGCGUUUGUUCACAAGUACAGUGAGGUAUGCUCCUGGACUAAACCAACAGCCGGCACCACGGCUAUGAUCCGCUUUGAGAGGAGGGGUCAGUCGGUGAAGGAUGAUGAAUUCUGCCUCGAGGUGUUGGAGAAGACGCGCGUGUUGGUCAUGCCGGGAUCAACGUGUUUCGGGGAUGGGGAGUACUUUGAGGGAUACAUGCGGUUCGGAUACGUGUCUAGCACCAAUGUGCUCAAAGACGCACUGGGCGCACUCGGUCAUUACCUAGAGAAUGGGUUCGCUCAUGGCGGCUGAUUCGGCAGUCUUGAACCCAUGCGUCACGAGGCCCAUUCACAAAUGAAGCACCGAUAUGUGGUAGGAAAGUUGCAGACAAAUGUGACUGGAAUUAGAAUAACA